Molecule: messenger RNA, 522 nt
Organism: Equus caballus (horse)
Lineage: Eukaryota; Metazoa; Chordata; Mammalia; Perissodactyla; Equidae
Product: mammaglobin-A
Biological process (GO): androgen receptor signaling pathway
Source: RefSeq, a predicted model, not a curated record
CUCCCUUCCAGAGUGACUCCCUUCAUCCCUGCCACAUCAGAGACCUUCCAACAACAGCUGCCUCCACCAUGAAGCUGGUGACGGUUCUCAUGCUGGCGGCCUUCCCGCUUUACUGCUGUGCAGGUUCUGGCUGCAGUGUUUACAAGGAUUUGGUUGAUCAGACAACUGAUCCUACACAGUCCCCGGCUGAGUAUGUAGCAGCUUUUCAAGAGUUCAUAACAGAUAACGCCACUGCAAAGGCCGCAAUGGAAUUGAAGCAAUGUUAUCUCAACCAGUCAAAUGAAACUUUGGCCAAUUUUGAUCAGAUGAUGCAAGCAAUAUUUGAAAGUGUUUGGUGUGCUGCGUUUUAACUUUCCACAAGAACUGGCUCAGAGAACUACAUAGAAUGGUCAGAAACCCACUGCCGAUUGCUAAAAACCACAGCUUUUCUUUCCUUUAUGUCUUUGCUCUGCAAAUUGCAGGACAGUUGUUGAAACCUCAUUUACAUUUCCAUUUCAAUAAAGUAUCUGCAGCCCUAAAGUU